Messenger RNA from Trypanosoma brucei brucei TREU927, 2811 nucleotides. RefSeq lists its product as hypothetical. The coding region runs from base 1 to 2811 and encodes 936 amino acids. Lineage: Eukaryota; Euglenozoa; Kinetoplastea; Trypanosomatida; Trypanosomatidae. The record is from RefSeq and is a predicted model, not a curated record. The transcript has a single exon.
AUGUCCAAGGAGGCUCCACAUCGCUUUCUACUGGAGACGCGGUCUCAGCAGCUCCAUCGUCUUGAAGCUAUACGACGUCGUCGUGAAUUGUUGGAGCGUGAAUCGCAAAAACCUGUUCAGAUGCGAUUCGGCAUUGGGGGAAGGGGGCCUUCAUGGUCUCCACCACCACGGAUUCAAUCGCCUGUGGUGACAACGGUGAACGGGGUCCAGAAAAGGCCCGCUGAAACGCGAAAGGGCUUCUCAUCUUGUUCCCGAUGUCCACGCAGCUGCGAGCCACGGAAGGCUACCCAUGUUCCACUUGUCCGCUCACGAUCGGCACCUCACAUGAGGCUUUCUCAAUGCUUUGCAACUCGUUCCACUUCAAACCGCCGUACUUCAUUAGUGCCGCCGUUCGGAUCGCUCUGCAAUUUGCAACAAAAGAAAGAUACGCCUCCGAUCAAGAGGAUGUUGAAGCGACAACGUUCGCGUACAGUGUCUACUUCACCGUCAACUUCACUUACAUCAAGAUUCCGCAGGCGUACACCUCUGGCGAGCGCCCGCAACAAGGAGAAGAUGACACCAUGGAACAACUUUCCUAAUACAUCGAGAUCGGCGCAAAUAUUAACUCCGCCAUUGGGUCCAAAACAUGGGAAAAGAGUUUCCGCCCCGCGCGAAAGGUCACCAUCUCCCCUACCGUCCUCUACCCAAACCACUGCGAUAAACGGGACGACACACGACGAACAACGGCAGCCUGCAGUGACGCUGGGUUCAGAAACAGUUUCAUCCUCGCCUACCAACCGGUUUCCUCUUCCGAGGUCUCGGAGUGUCUCCAACGCCGAACCUAAGGAAAUGGUGAAUCAGCAUGUGGGAUCAUCCCCAUUGAGGUGUGUCUCGGACGAAAAUAUGGAAACGGUCACCGCAUUUCGCGUAAGCGAGUUCCCCACACCGCGCACCCCUAAACUUCGUGAGAGUCUGGCCGUUUCGCUGUCCCCAGCAACUUCUCAGGGCGUGUCCAUUAAGCAAGAGUUGGUGGCGGAGACUCGCAUCAGCACUGACAGUUCUCCUCCGGUCGUGAAAGAGGAGGCAACCUGCAACCCCUGUGAUGGAUUGUUACUGCAGUCGUCUACAUGUCAGUCGGUUUUUGUGGGCAGUUCUUCCGUUCUUACCGGUGGUUUAUGUGAAGUUGAUAUUCAUCUCAAUGAGGAAUCAGAUGCGCCCCCACCCUGUGAAAUUGAAACCAGUAGGGACAAUAAGGAGACCAGGGUGAGUGCCGCGGCUUCUCCUGCUGGUGAAAGUGAUAUCGUUUCAAUGUCUCCAUCGUCACCAGGAUGCAAAGCUGCAGCUGCUUGCAGACCCUCCGCCAUGACGUCGUAUACGUUCGAUUGCAGCCCCACCACAAGUGAAUUCGACGGAACCGAAAUUGAGAGGAAUUCUCACCGACAGCUCAUGUUUGAUAUGGAAGAAAGCCAGAGCUCUACUGUGGCAGUUGAGGAUAAAAAGAAUGCGGAUGGUCAGCUGCACCAACACGUUAGUGGUGAAGACGAAGAGUUGGAAAACGACAGUGACCUAAAUAAUCGGGAAGAAGAGUUGUGUACUCCAAGGGAUAACCGCGGCGAGUGGCUACCUGAUACUUUGACGCACGGACUCGAUGCCUCUGCAGAGUCGGAGAAACCACAUGAAUGUGUGAAUGCCCUCUGCACACCCGUGGAUCAAAUACUGUAUUCAUCACCGUUGUGUGAAAUGGUGUCGCCACGGCCGCAAACACCCUUGUUGCAAGUGAGAAUGGAGCAUAAGCUCACCAUGCUCAACACUGCAGAGCGGGAAGAUGAGAAUUCACGCGGGAGUUUACUGUUGGUUACCGGUGAAAGUCCCAUUCCUCACACACCUGUUCUACAGGAACCGCACACACCGCCUCCAACAGAGGGAGUCCCGCUAUUUAUUUCUAAUACAUCGAAUCUCCCUCGUCCUGUGACACUAAUAUCGGCACUUCAGUCUCCAAUGAGUGCCCGUCGAUUGGUCCGUCCAGUGGCUGAAUCUCCUAUCGGAGAAUGUGCAGUGUGGAAUGGGGGAAAGUGGUCUCCCCCGAUGCGCACAGACUUAAAUAAGGAGCCAACGGUCCAACCGCGGGAAGUAGUUGAUCUAGAGCGACGAUACCUGGAGGCAGGCUCAGGACUACAAGGGGAAUCGGUACCUUCGAGUUCCUCAUCGCCCUGCUCCGGCUCUCGCUUUAAAAACAAAAAACUGCCUACUGAUUUGCUAAUGGUUUCACAUAUACUUGAGGCAAGCGAAGAGGCUCACCAGCCAAUAACGUCUGAGACAUCGUGUUGUACACCGUCACAUUCUCAGGGCAAUGAUCAGGCGUCAGGACAGCUGUCAGGAAGUUCAUCCACUGCACAGACCGCGGCUUCCCAACCGCGGAAGCAUUAUUACGAAAAAACUCACUGGGAGCAACACCAACUGGGGACCACAGCAAGCAACAUUGCGAAGGAACAUCGUCGGAGUGAGAAGGUAGUAGGUAAAGUUGAGCUAUGCGCCUCAAAGGUUUCAGAGGCUGUUGCUGCCUCCCUGAAUUUCACAGCAGGUGAGAAAAGGGAAAGGGAAGCCAGUUCUGAUACUGACCGGACUUCACAAUCCCCACACAUUUUGAAGGCGAAUGCAGCUCCCAGCCGAGACUUACGACAAGCAGGGGCCUCUCCUCAAGGGUCAUCACAAUCCUCCACAGGUGACGAUCCAAUUGGAAGCACUACGCAAACGAAACUUGUGUCAGAGAAACGCCACGCAAAGAAACACAGACGCCGGCGCGUUCGUCGCUUCAACAAGGGAGGAAAGUAG